UUAUUUACAUCGACGACGAUCGCACUUCGAGCAGCAGGUUUUAGAAGUUCAGUUUAGUUCAGGAGUGAGUCAUUCUCCUGCAGGUACUGGAAGUGUCUGGAAGUGCACAUCUGUGUGGUCGCACCCAAGAAAACUUCAAUUUCUGCCCGAUCAUCGUUCUGUCAGCUGAGGAAAGAGAGCAAGCAAGAGCCCUUCGGAGUUGUGAAAUUUGGCCCAAAUAAAAACAGCUUGCUUGGCCACGGGGAAAUCAGUCCCAAAUUGUGAGCCGACCAGGAAGAACGCCAAACCGUUUGUGAAAAGUGUGUAAAAGUGAAAAAGUUUGAAAAUUUCUAAAUAAAAGUGUUUGAACAACUAAAACGGAGAAGCAAAACAAAAUGGUGUUUCCAGACGCGUUGAAAAUUACGAUUCUUCGUGAAAAUGGCGAGCAGGAAAACUUCCUGAUGUCCGUCAAUCGGCACCGGGAGGUUUGCCACAGCUUCGACAACCUCCGGAACGAGAUUGUGGCCCGGCACCCGGAGCUGCUCCAGCUGGACGAGGUCAAGUUCUUUUGGAUUGACGACGAAAAGGACGAAAUCACCAUCCAGAACCAUGCCGACUACUUCGACUACAUGGACUCGAACCUCGGCGCGACGGCCUCCCAGAAGCGCCGUAUCUACGUCAAGGGCGUCCGCAAGCCGGCCAAGCCGGCCCAAGAAUCCCAAGAGGAGGCCUCUUCGGCAGAAGAACCGGCCGCCGUCCCGCUCCGGGUGGGCUUCGUCGACGCCACCGACACCGUCGUCCAGCCGGACAUGCCGAUCCACACGAACAUCGUGUGCGACGUGUGCGACGAGACGAUCCGGGGCCACCGGUACAAGUGUCUGCAGUGCUUCAACUACGACCUGUGCAUGCGGUGCGAGGCCAAGUUCCGCCACAAGGACCACCUGGCGGUGCGCAUUCCGACGCCGGAGCAGGGCCAACGGUCCGGCUUUCGGCUGUUUGAGCGGCUACGCAACUACGCGGCCGACUUUGGAGCGGGCCAGUCGCAGUCGCAGUCCGCGGCGGAGGGCACCAGUGGUGGCGGUGGGGCGAAUGAUUACGAAAACUCGAAGCGCACCAAGCGGCAUCACUGCAGACACGGCAAAGACCGCGAGGAGUCCAAGGAGCGCCGCGAGGAGAAGGAACGCAAGGAGCGCAAGCAUCGGCGCGGCCGUUCGUUCAAGGACGUGCACGAAGAGUACGUGCGUCACGCCCCGGGCACCGGUUCUGCCGGGUGCCACUGGCGCCGCUCCGGCGGACUUGGCCCGCAGAUUACCCAGCUGUUGAACAAGGUCAUCGAUCCGGCCAACAUCGAGGCGGCGUUCCUGUCGGCUGAUGCCGCCGCGGCAGCUGCUGCGGCCGCCGCCGAGUCCGCAUCGGAAGCGGCACGCGCCAGCAUGGCCAACUGCCCGCUGUUUGCGGCCGCUUCGGCUACGGCCACGUCGUCAGCAACGGCGGCCGACGUUGAAAUGAGCGCUCCAGAAGCGACUCCGGCCACGGCUUCGACAAGCGAGGAACCACAAGCGAGACAGGCCGCUCCCAGCGCCGAUCAGGAGAACGUAGUCCCCGCCGUACCGAUUCCCGAUCUGUCCUGGCUCGCCCCGACCGCAGAGCGCAUCAACAAGAUCAACCAGACCUUCUCGCGGAUCCUGGACCCGUUGGGCAUGAACAUUGAGAUUCGCUCGAACGGCUCGACGCCGAAGCAAACUCAAACUCCAACGGAGGAAAAGCAGGACAAAACCACGGAAACGGCCAGCACGCCGACCACGAGCACGCCCAGCCAGACCACGCCGGCCGCCGCCACAAGCUCCAAGUCAACGGAAAUGGACCCGGUCGUUGCGUUGGAGAAGCAACUCGGAGCCGCUCUGCUGGCCGACCCGCUCGUGAAGAACGACAAGAACCUGGAGAAGAAGCUGAAGGCCGCACUUGCCGACACAGACGAGGAGGACGGAACGUCCUCCGUUAGCAGCGUCUCACUGCUCAGUGACAACGAGGAAGCAUCCGAGAACACCGAACGCCGCUGGACCCUAGUGGACAUCCCGGACAAGGACGGCGACCAACCCCUGGUCCAGCCCUCAACUUCGUCCAAACAAACAACCCCGGCCACCCCGCCCUCGGUCCCAGAAGUCCCCUCCGCAUCAUCAGCCCGCAACGUCCCCGUCAAACCGAUCGACUACGAGCAGCUUGGAAUCGCCCUGAAGCAGCACCUGGAGGCGGAGAAGCAAGCCGCAAAGCCAUCGUCGUCUUCAACCUCGCCACCAGCCUCAAAGGAGGCCUCCCCGUCGCCGAAGGCGGCAAUCCCGCUGCCGGCACCCCAGCCAGCAGUCGUGGUCCCACCGGUUGCCGCUCCCACGAGUACCUUCUCGCACCGACCCCACGUGAACCACGCCGUGCACGCGAUGAUGGCGAUGGGCUUCAGCAACGAAGGAGGAUGGCUCACCCAGCUGCUCGAUUCGGUCAACGGGGACAUCCCCCGUGCGCUGGAUCUGCUGACGCCGCACCAGAUUAACCCUUGAAAGUGCUUUUGAACGAUUAACAUCACAGUUUGUUUUUAAACACACCAUUUGACUUUAACUACUGAUCUAUAACUAUACUACUAACCACAGCUCAUGAGCAAUAUUUUACAAUUAUUCAGUAGU
Molecule: messenger RNA, 2654 nt
Organism: Culex pipiens pallens (northern house mosquito)
Lineage: Eukaryota; Metazoa; Arthropoda; Insecta; Diptera; Culicidae
Gene: ref(2)P
Product: protein ref(2)P
Exons: 4
Coding region: 375-2531 (718 amino acids)
Biological process (GO): aggrephagy; mitophagy; endosome organization
Cellular component (GO): aggresome; amphisome
Molecular function (GO): zinc ion binding; K63-linked polyubiquitin modification-dependent protein binding; protein kinase C binding
Source: RefSeq, a predicted model, not a curated record